Messenger RNA from Dendronephthya gigantea, 2612 nucleotides. Its product is annotated as serine/threonine-protein kinase MAK-like. The transcript has 13 exons. Lineage: Eukaryota; Metazoa; Cnidaria; Anthozoa; Malacalcyonacea; Nephtheidae. Gene Ontology annotation, cellular component: cytoplasm; nucleus; cilium. Bases 255 to 2357 code for a protein of 700 amino acids. The record is from RefSeq and is a predicted model, not a curated record. Gene Ontology annotation, biological process: protein phosphorylation; intraciliary transport; intracellular signal transduction. Gene Ontology annotation, molecular function: protein serine/threonine kinase activity; ATP binding.
AAAUAGGUACGGGCCGCCAUUUGCAUUCGUUCGGCAAAGAAAAGAUUAACAAGGGCUUAAUAUUCGUUGCUCACGCGUAAACAGCUCAAGAUGAUGGGAAGAUCGAACUAUUAACAGCAAUGGCUUGGCUUUCAUCUUUGGUUCAAAUAUAUUUCUAUUGUGAGCCGAUUUUGAGUCGAAUGAAGGGAAUAAGUUUGUCGAAAUAUUGAUCGCACGUUGUCAAGUUUGUAGUCGUUCCUCCAUAAACAAACGACAUGAAGCGAUAUCAGACUAUUAAAAAUCUUGGCGACGGCACUUAUGGCUCUGUCACGUUGGCAAGGAAUUGUGAAACAGGCGAAAAUGUGGCAAUAAAACGGAUGAAAAGAAAAUAUUAUUCCUGGGACGAGUGCGUUAACUUACGUGAAGUAAAGUCUUUGCGAAAACUAAAUCAUGCAAAUGUUGUAAAACUGAAAGAAGUGAUCAGAGAAAAUGACCAACUGUAUUUUGUCUUUGAAUACAUGAGAGAGAAUCUCUAUCAGAUGAUCAAAAAUAGGGAUCGGUAUUUGCCAGAGCAAACUGUGAGAAAUAUCAUGUAUCAGAUCCUACAAGGGAUAACCUUCAUGCAUAAACACGGUUAUUUUCACCGAGAUAUCAAACCUGAGAAUUUGUUAUGCAGUGGCCCGGAGCAAGUGAAGAUCGCUGAUUUUGGUUUGGCGAGAGAAAUCAGGUCAAGACCACCCUUUACUGACUACGUCUCGACAAGAUGGUAUCGAGCGCCCGAGGUUCUGUUGAGAUCAACCAACUACAGUUCUCCUAUUGACAUCUGGGCGUGUGGUUGCAUAAUGGCCGAAAUUUACACAUUGCGACCUCUUUUUCCCGGUAACAGCGAAAUAGAUGAAAUUUAUAAAAUUUGUUCUGUGCUUGGAACUCCAUCCAAGGACGACUGGAGCGAGGGAUAUAAACUUGCUGCUGCCAUGAAUUUCAAGUUUCCAACGAUGGUGACCACGCCGCUUCGUCAAAUCAUUCCAAAUGCAAGCACGGAAGGCAUCCAACUCAUCAAAGAUAUGCUAUUGUGGAACCCACAGAAGCGACCGAACGCGGCCCAAUCCUUGCGAUAUCCUUUCUUCAUGGUCGGAGUUGAUCUUCCCCAAACCAAAGUGAACGCUCAGCGCGGCUCGGCCAAGAAACCGGACGAUAUUCGGAGAAUCAGCGAUGCUGGAAAACCAGUUAAACCUCUCACGAAAAAACCUAGUGGUUUCUUCGACGAUUAUGAUUUUGACGGGCACGCUAAAGAGAAUCGGAAUUUACAAGAACCCGUGAACAACGGGUCUAUACGACGGGUCAGUGACUCCGGAAAGCCCGUUAAACCGCUGCUGAAAAAGAAAACCAGCGCAAUUUUUGACGAUUUUGACAUCGAUAACUUGAAAGAUGGCUUGCAACAAUCCUACCGGGGUAAAAUAUCCGAUGGGGCCAAAGGAUCCCUAUCGUCGGCGAAGAACGAGAACAAUGCCCGGGGGAACCCGGUUAAAAACGUGGAAUCCGAUAGCCUUUUGGAGUAUGGCAUUUCGAACCUCAAUAAAUCUCAUCACAACGGAAAACGAUUCGGCGGUAGAGCGGAUGACGGAGAUACGAGAAAGGAAGCAUCAAAAACGACAAAGUUGCCGUAUUUAGAUAAUGUUCCGGAUAAAAAUAAGCAUUUCUCAAAGGAGAAUCGUGCGCCUGAGCAGUCUAAUAGACAUCAUACGAAUGAUAACAACAAUUACAGUGUUGCAGGCGGCAAGGUCGAUAUGAAUUCAGAGAAGAAUUCGAGUGUUUUUGGAGGAGAAAGACGGAAGUGGAAGGGGCCUGCCGCCGCAAAAAGAUCCAGUCAAGAUGAUGAUCUUGAGAACCUCAUGAACGAGAUUGAGAGUUCAACUUAUAAUAACAGCAAACCUGGAGCAAAGGUUCCACCCACGAAACGACGUGAGACGCGAGACACUUUCGAAAACAAUCUUGGGCCGUUGAAAGACGGUGAUUCAAAUCGUCGCAAUCCUCCAAGCGCCAAGGAACAUUAUAUGAAACAAGCGAGAUACUUCCCAGGGCAGAGUCCUGCAGCGGCUAACAAAAUGCCUGCGAGUAAAAAAUCGUCGGUCGGCAUGGGUUUAAACGCUUCCUACCUUCCCUCGUUCCAUAAUGGACAGUCCAGACUAGGAGGAGGUUAUGGUAUUGGUGGAACUUCCGGUAGCUCCGUUGGUGUUGGAGGGUACUGGAAACCUACAUUAUCACGACAGCCAAGUGGUCCAGUGUAUCAACCGCCAGGGGCUGCUAAACCUGGCAAGGUUGGAGGAGCUGUUCACGGCCGAACGGACUGGAGCCUAAAGUACGGUGGUGGAAGAUAAGAUUCGACCUGUAAUAAAAUUUUAACACACAUUUCAAGUGACAUUCUCAGAAUUCGCCACACUUGCAAACUUCGAGAAACUCUGUUCAACAAAAGAGUCAGCGUUUAACUCGUCGCGGGUCGUAUAGCAGACAGAAUAUAUUUAAAUCCUAUUUAUUUCAGAGUCGAAAUGGACGCGCGUGAUGUACAUAAUAAAGGCUAAACUAGAACUGCACAUGUAAAUAUAUUGUUAUAUAAAACGCCAAGCGUUCAUUCA